Messenger RNA from Fomitopsis serialis, 1379 nucleotides. RefSeq lists its product as uncharacterized. Lineage: Eukaryota; Fungi; Basidiomycota; Agaricomycetes; Polyporales; Fomitopsidaceae. The transcript is spliced from 8 exons. The record is from RefSeq and is a predicted model, not a curated record. The coding region runs from base 350 to 1027 and encodes 225 amino acids.
CUGUGUUUCCAUCCAGUACCACCAGUGUGCACAUCGUCAACGUUACCGUCUCAGUGGACUCGAAGCCCAGGUCUGUCAGUACGGCGGUUAUGCAAUCAUGCCGCCGGACUAGUGAGGCUUACUUUGCGCCCGACUCGGCGCAUCCGUUUCGGUGGGUGGCUCUGAUACAUCUGCUUUAUUGAACAUCGUAGCGCCACUACGCAGCUGUAUUAACGUCCAGCUUCUCCUGGGGAAACGCUCUCCCCACGCGUUAUAAAGCUCUACGGUCGAUGGCUGGACUUCAGGCUGGUCCUCUACUUCGACGUCCCACCUUCAGCGAUCUUACUCGUCUCCAUUCCUAUUUCUCUCCAUGGCGCGCAUUCCACUGCAGUUCUCCCCGGUGCAUGCAAGGUCAGACGUGGAGGAACAACUGCGCCUCUUGCUGCACGUGCUUGCGGCCGCGAGGUUGGCAACGAUGACAAACUCGGACACGAUCUGUCAUCACAUCCGGACCAUCUACGGGAACGCCUCUGUCCCUUGGGAGGAUGGAGAGGGAGUCCGUAUACAUGUGCUUUCGGAGCGUGAAAACCCACAAGUUGUCUUCAAGUGCAGCGAGAUGAAGGAAGUUUGCCAGAAUAUGUGCUACGGGAUCACAUGCAGAGAGCUCCCUGAUACGUUGACCAAGCAUUCCGCCGGGAAGGAGCCUGAUGACGCACGCAAGAGAAACAAAUGCGGGUCGAAGAAGCCGAACCGCUGCAGCAAGGAUUUCGGAGGCACGGGAAAAGGACCCUCGGGUAUGAGUUGUGACGAAUACCCCUUCGCUACUACGCUGGAAGGGCAGCAGGAUCCGAGCAAAUCAGUUACGAUCCAAGGUGGAACACUCGGCGUGGUGAAGAAAUAUGGCGACGGCACUGCAUUCGACGUACUGUUCGAUUUCGGCGCCGGCCCGGUUCGUGCAUCCAGCGGAGGAGGGGUAGACUACUGCAAGGCUAAGUUGCACACAGAUUCUGUGUGCCAGCAGACAGAUACAUGGCAACAGAAUAGUUGAGCUUGUAUUGAAUACCUGUGUUUCAGUUCUGCGAUACGGUUCAACGAAGCCUGACGGCCAUUCGGAAUGGAGGUCUCAGAGCUGUUUCGAGUCGUAGCGCGAGGCAGUUACAUAGCAAGCUAAACGUGUCCGUGACGGAUGUUGAGCGGGAGUGGUACUCGUUGCGAUCCAUUUCGACGUCCUCUACCGGCUGAUUUUAGGGGGACAUCUGCUCAGUCUCGCCGAGCUUCCCUGAGACCCUGUGUAUGAUGUUACGUAGAGGCAACAGCACGACACAUCCCGGGCAUCGGACCGUGCCUUCCACCACAACGCGCUAGAUUGCGGGUCGGUCGAAUGGGAAUAUGCGGGAAAG